Messenger RNA from Betta splendens (Siamese fighting fish), 3832 nucleotides. Its product is annotated as lysine-specific histone demethylase 2. The record is from RefSeq and is a predicted model, not a curated record. Lineage: Eukaryota; Metazoa; Chordata; Actinopteri; Anabantiformes; Osphronemidae. The transcript is spliced from 20 exons. Gene Ontology annotation, molecular function: protein binding; zinc ion binding; oxidoreductase activity. The coding region runs from base 367 to 2937 and encodes 856 amino acids.
ACGUAGCACGGAGAUCUGCGCGGGUCAAGAGUAUUCGCGCAGCAAACGCCCAUUUCCGCUUUCAACCAGGAAACACAGUUGUAGUAACAACAGGGCAUUGGUUUUCUCCCCACAACAACAAAGGUGAGACAAAUCAAACAGACGCGUCGCCCUUUCAGCCGAAGAGAGACGUGGCUUCGGGCUUCUUCGCAGGCAGCCAUGCUGUCGGACGCAGGUCAGUGCUAGCUACGUGCUACACGUCACGGUGGGUCGAAAGGCUCGUGUUUACGUCGGUCGCCGCCUUUUUGUGUUUGCACACUGACAUUGUGUUCCGUGGGUGGAUUGCGAUAAUGGCGCAAAUCGGAUCAUUUCACGCAUUCGCCUCUGAUGGUGAGCAGCCGAGGCCUCGGUGGCAGCGGCCAGCAUCCGCACGCGCCGCUGAGGCUUCGUCCCUGUCUCUCACGUCCAGACUGCUCCGGGAGCGUCUCUGGAGCUCGCAGAGCCAAGAGGAGGAGCUCGGGGGAGUCGCCGGGUGACGGGCAGACGGUCCGCUCCUCUGGAAGGCAGAGCAGCGUCCGGGUGAAGCGCAGCAGCAACACUCCGCCUGGGCAGAGCAAGAGAAAAGCCACAGACACCGAGGAGGAAGACGAGCAGUCGGAGAAGAAGUACAGAAAGUGUGAGAAGGCCGGAUGUUCAGCAACGUACCCUGUUUGUUUCGCCAGUGCAUCUGAAAGAUGUGCUAAGAAUGGAUACACGUCUCGCUGGUACCAUCUGUCAUGUGGAGAACAUUUUUGCAAUGAAUGCUUUGACCACUACUACAGAAGUCACAAAGACGGUUACGAGGUCUUCGCUGCGUGGAAGAAGGUGUGGACCAGCAACGGCAAAAGUGAGCCCAGUCUGAAAGCGUUCAUGGCCGACCAGCAGCUGUCGUUCUGGGUUCAGUGCACUAAACCUGACUGUGGGAAGUGGCGUCAGCUGACCAAGGAGCUCCAACUCACCGCUUCCCUCGCUGCAACGUACCGCUGUGGGAUGAAAUUCAGCAACAUUAAGUGUGAGGGACCAGACCAGUGCUGCCAACCAGAGGACCUGCGAGUGGCAGAAGUGUCUGACAGCUGGUGGCAUUCGAUGCUGAUUUUGCCGCCCUUGUUCAAGGACAGUCCAGCCAGUCCUUUCCUUGCUGCCUACUACCCCGACUGUGUGGGAAUGAGUCCGUCCGGCUCCCACAGCAGCGCGUCUCUGGCCGAGCUGAGGGCCGAUCACUGCAGAGCUGUACAGCCACAAAUUUCAGGCAUGAGCCCAUACUUCCAGCCCUUUUACCAGCCUAAUGAGUGUGGCAAGGCUCUGUGCGUGCGUCCCGACAUGAUGGAGUUGGAUGAACUUUAUGAGUUUCCAGAGUUUUCCAGGGACCCCACCAUGUAUCUGGCUCUGCGUAACCUCAUCCUGGCCUCCUGGCAAACCAACUGCAGGGAGGUGCUGACCCCUCAGAAAUGCGCCCAGCACAUCAUCGUGCGGGGGCUGGUGCGGGUGCGCUGCGUGCAGGAGAUGGAGCGUGUGCUCAACUUCAUGACCAGGAAGGGCCUCGUCAACACGGGCGUGCUGGCGGUGCGGCGGCCCCUCCUCCCUGAAACGCAUCGCUCGAAGAACGUUAUUGUGGUUGGUGCCGGGGCUGCAGGACUGGCUGCUGCACGGCAGCUACAAAACUUUGGCACUCAGGUGGUGGUGCUGGAGGCAAGAGAGAGAAUAGGAGGUCGGGUUUGGGACGAUGCGUCUCUGGGCGUCACUGUCGGUCGGGGAGCUCAAAUUGUCAACGGCUGUAUAAACAACCCCAUCGCUCUAAUGUGCGAACAGAUGGACAUGAAGAUGCACAAACUGGGAGAGCGGUGCGACCUCUACCAGGAAGGGGGGCAGGUUACCGACCCCUCCAUCGACAAGCGCAUGGACUUUCACUUUAACGCCAUCCUGGACGUGGUGUCUGACUGGAGGAAGGACAAGUCACAGAGUCAGGACUCACCGCUGGGAGAAAAAGUCCAGGAAGUGAAAAAGACCUUUCUUCAGGAAUCUGGGAUCCAAUUCACAGAGUUGGAGGAGAAGGUUCUUCAGUUUCAUCUCAGCAACCUGGAAUUUGCCUGUGGAAGCACAUUAGAACAGGUAUCGGCCAGAUCCUGGGAUCACAACGAGUUUUUUGCCCAGUUCUCAGGAGACCACACGUUACUCACUAAAGGCUAUGCCGCUUUACUCCACAAACUGGCCGAGGACCUGGACAUCCACACCAAGUGUCCGGUUCAGACCAUCGACUACUCAGGUGAUGUUGUCAGAGUUACCUCUUCCAACGGGUCCCAGUGGACUGCACAAAAGGUGCUUGUUACUGUCCCGUUGACUUUACUACAGAAAAACCUGAUCCAAUUCAAUCCUCCGCUUCCUGAGAGAAAACUCAAAGCAAUCCACAGUCUGGGAGCCGGAAUCAUAGAGAAGGUCGCUCUUCAGUUCCCGUGCAGAUUCUGGGACCGCAAAAUCCAAGGGGCCGACUACUUUGGUCACAUCCCACCGGGUCCUGACAAGAGAGGCAUGUUCAGUGUCUUCUAUGACAUGGAUCCACAGGGAACGCAGGCGGUCCUCAUGUCAGUGAUCACCGGUGAAGCUGUAGCUACUGUGCGUGACAUGGACGAUAAGGAGGUGGUAGAAGAGUGCAUGAAGGUCCUGCGUGAACUUUUUAAGGAACAUGAGGUCCCACAGCCAGUAAACUUUUUUGUUACGCGCUGGAGCAAAGACGUGUGGUCCCAGAUGUCCUACAGCUUCGUGAAGACGGGGGGAAGCGGGGAGGCGUACGACGUCCUCGCUGAAGACGUGCAGGGAAAGCUUUUCUUUGCUGGAGAGGCUACCAACAGGCACUUCCCUCAGACUGUCACAGGAGCCUACCUCAGUGGAGUCCGAGAGGCCAGCAAGAUGGCUGCUGUGUAGAGCUGUCGGUCCCAGAGCACUCUGAAGCACCAGCAUGGACACGCGGGGCUGAAGCGAGCGACAGGCCGUUGUUCAACCUGCGCGCUUCCUCAGUCGCUCCACUGUCACUGUGCUGUCACGCGUCUGAUCAGCAGGACGCCGUUAGGCCUUUCUAAAGGCAGGACAACAGGUUUUAAAGUGCUUUCUCUUUCUAUCCACAACCCAGCGGAUGUAACAUCAUGACGAAUGGAUGAUCUCGUGCAACUCGUUUCUGGGUCUGAGGUGUUUUUCUGAACUUGUAUGUUUUGGUGAAAUUCCAUUUAGAGAGAGAGACGUCUCACAGGAUGAACAAUCACCCAUGGUUCCAAAUAUGACUUUACAUCCUAUGACAAAAUCAACAUGUUGAUUUAAAUGACCAAAUGGUUCAAUGCUGUUAAAGGAAAUAGAGCCUUCAGAUCCUUUUGAUUCAGAAGCAAUUUAAUAUAAAUAUGUAAAAAACAAACAAAUGAAUAGUUGUGCAUGACUAGUUUAGUUUUCCAUGUCGCUGAGAAUCAUUACUUUUUCCGGGAUCUGAUCAGGAUUAUACAGCAGCAAAGCAUUAGAGGGAAUUAUGCAUUUUAGUGAGAUAGUCUGGGAGAAAAAGAAACAACAAACCAAAUGGUAAAAGGUUUUUCCCGGACAUCUUGGUUUUUGUGGUUGGGUACCAACACAACAAUGUCUUCAGUUUCUUUGAUCAAUGUUAACUAAGGACACUUUAAACUUAGAGUUGUGUGUGUUUGGAUCAGUUUGUCAAGAUGAUCAUGUUGAGUGUGUUAGACUUGUGUAUUUAUAACUCUGUAUGUGUGUGUGUGUGUGUGUGUGUGUGUGUGUGUAAUAAACUGAGCUAUCUGCUGCCUCCAUUGGCUCCAAACUUCAA